UCGACGAAGCAGUUCCGGUCCAGCGCCGCCCCCCGCCGCCGCCGCCAAAGUCUGCAGUCCCCCGUUUCACGUCGCCGAUGGAAGAAGGAGAAGUGGUGAGGAAACGCAUGUCGCUAUCCUUCAAGGCCUGGCUCAGGUUCCCGGUCAGCCGCGUCGGGCGGUACCUCAAGCAGGGCCGCUAUGCGCGUCGCGUCGCGCCGCAAGCCGCCGUCUACCUCACCGCCGUCCUCGAGUACCUCGUCGCCGGGGCGGUCGCGGGUAAAUCUGGACGCUCAGCUCGAGCUUUUGGGCUCGGCCCGAGUUUGCGUCGGCUCGGAGCGAGUCAGGCUCGGCCCGUCCUCGAGUUGUCUGGCAACGCGGCCAAGGCCAACAAGAAGAAGCUCAUCACCCCUCGCCACCUGAUGCUCGCCAUCCGCAACGACGGCGAGCUCAGCAGCCUGCUCGCCGGCGUCACCAUCGCCCACGGCGGCGUCGUGCCCAACAUCAACCCCGCGCUUCUCCCCAAGAGGACCGCCGCCCGCAAGGCCGACAUGGAGUCCAACUGGUCCAACAACAACAAGGCCGCCGCCCCCAACUCCCUCUCCCCCAAGAAGGCCGCCGCCGGAGAGACCAUCUCUGCCGCCGAGGAGACCACCACCGCUGCCGCCGAGGAGUAGUACACUGCAUACAUAGGAUCGGAGGGAGCCUGUCUUGUUGCCGAGUUGCGUCCUGUAUGUAUGUAUGUAUGUAUGUAUGUAUGUAUGUAUGUAUGUAAUGGUUCAUGCUUUCUGUUCUGUGUAUGUGUCGCUGAGUUGCAUCCUGUACUCCUGUAUCGUCUGUAUGUAAUGGUUGAUAGUUUGGUUGUCUGUACUGUAGUAUCGCUGGUUACUCUUUCUGAAGGGCGAUCGCUGAAUAAAUAGGUUCAUCAGGGUUUGU
Molecule: messenger RNA, 915 nt
Organism: Triticum aestivum (bread wheat)
Lineage: Eukaryota; Viridiplantae; Streptophyta; Magnoliopsida; Poales; Poaceae
Product: histone H2A, sperm
Exons: 2
Coding region: 78-656 (192 amino acids)
Cellular component (GO): nucleosome
Molecular function (GO): protein heterodimerization activity; structural constituent of chromatin; DNA binding
Source: RefSeq, a predicted model, not a curated record